UUUUCAUACUGGAUCGCCUGUGCCUUACAGAAACUGAAAAGUUCUUCCUAUAUCAAAAUAUAGAAAAUAAUCUUUUGUUAUAAAUAGGUUUUAUUUUCUUUGCUGAUCAUUUUGAACAUAAAAAAUCAUAAAUCCAUUGCAAAAAAAAUAAUUUCGUGAAAGUGAACUAUUUCCUUUAAGCUGAUUGAAGUGUUAAUUUUGUGUUUUAGCUGAGAAUUUGCACAUUCCCCCUGCUGGAAAUUUAUUUUGCCUUUAUUCUUAAGGCACUUUGUGUUGAUCUUACGUUUUCGUGUGGUCACAACCUUACCUGCUAACAGUUGUUUAAUUACCUACUAGUUUGUUUUUUAUAUGGAAUUGGAUCCUAUGAGCUGUACUUGUAUGGGAAUUGAAUUGGUUACUCAAGCACUGUAGCCAGAAGAGACUUGAAAAAAGGACAUAUAUCCCAAGUUGAAAACUUGAAAAGUACUUAAGAUGAUUCGCUUGUUUUCUGUGUCUGGUAUGGUUUUACGGAACAACUUCAACAGGACAUUUUCUACAUCAAGAAGCUGUGAGAAGCUGCGUGUGGCCAUCAUCGGCCAGAGCUCGUUCGCCGGCGAGGUGUACAAGCUGCUGCGCAAGGAUGGCCACACGGUGGUGGGCGUGUUUACUGUGCCCGAUCAGGGCGCGCGCGAGGACCCCGUCGCCACGACGGCGGCCGCGGACGGCGUGCCCGUCUUCAAGUUCAAGUCGUGGCGCAAGAAGGGCGUGGCACUGCCCGAGGUGCUCGAGCAGUACAAGUCGGUGAACGCCGAGCUGAACGUGCUGCCCUUCUGCAGCCAGUUCAUCCCCAUGGAGGUCAUCAACGCGCCGCGACACCAGAGCAUCUGCUACCACCCGUCGCUGCUGCCCCGCCACCGCGGCGCAUCGUCCAUCAACUGGACGCUGAUGUGCGGCGACAAGAAGGCGGGCUUCUCGAUCUUCUGGGCGGACGACGGCCUGGACACGGGCCCCAUUCUGCUGCAGAAGGAGUGCUCGGUCGACCCGGACGAGACGGUCGACACGCUCUACAACAAGUUCAUGUACCCGGAGGGCAUCAAGUCUAUGGCUGAUGCGGUGAACAUGGUGUCUGCGGGCACUGCGCCGCGGGUGCCCCAGACAGAGGAGGGUGCCACCUACGACCCCUUCCUCAAUAAGAAGGAACUGGUGCGUCUGGACACCGAGAGACCGGCCGAGGACAUUCACAACUUUAUCCGAGGACUGGACAGCUCGCCCGGAGCCUGGAUUAUGAUGGACGGUAAGGAGACCAAGCUGUACGGCUCGAAGCGGUUCUCGGGGCCGAAGCCGACCGGCACCGAGGUAGCCAUCGAGGGCUGUGACCGGCCGGGCGUCAUCUGCUCCCACGGUCUCGUCAUCACCGGCUCGGACGGCAAGAUGGUAUCGGUGGCGCGUCUCUCGGUCGAGGGUAAGUUCGUGCAGGCGGCCAAGUACGGCCAGGCGGAGGAGACCCGCGAGCGACUCGAGCUGACAGCCGAGGAGACGGCCGUGGCAGACGACCUCCGGAAAACCUGGGCCGACAUCCUGAAAAUCGACGUCAGCGACGAGACAGACUUUUUCGUGGCCGGCGCCGGCAGCAUGGACGUCGUCAGGCUGCUGGAGGAGGUGAAGAUGAAGUCGGGUGUCGAGCUGCAGAACGAGGACGUCUUCAUGGCCUCCAAGUUCGACGACUUUGUGCAGACAGUGGUGUUUGUGUCUCGCGGCGGCAGUCUGAAGCCCGAGUUCACCUAUGACGCCAUCAAGAUGCACGUCAACAACAUGGACAUCUCGUUCCCGCACCAGAUCUUCAUCAACAACGAGUUCACGGAGAGCAGCACGGGUCGACAGAUUACCUCCAUCAACCCGGCCGACGAGUCGCCCAUCUGUGACGUGGCGCGGUCGUCGCCGUCCGAUGUGGACCGCGCUGUGAGGGCGGCGCACGAGGCCUUCACCGAGGGCGAGUGGGGCAAAAUGAACGCCAGGGACCGCGGCGCGCUCAUGUUCAAACUGGCCGACCUGAUGGACCAGCACAAGGAGGAACUGGCCACCAUCGAAUCCAUCGACUCUGGCGCCGUCUAUACGCUGGCACUGAAGACGCACAUCGGCAUGUCCAUUGACACGUGGCGCUACUUCGCUGGAUGGUGCGACAAGAUCCAGGGCAAGACGAUACCGAUCAACAACGCCCGGCCCAACCGGAAUCUGACCAUCACCAAACGCGAGCCCAUCGGUGUGUGCGGCCUGGUGACGCCCUGGAACUACCCCCUGAUGAUGCUCUCCUGGAAGAUGGCCGCCUGUCUAGCGGCCGGUAACACUGUGGUCAUCAAGCCCGCCCAGGUGUCCCCGCUCACGGCGCUGAAGUUUGCCGAGCUGGCGGUCCGGGCCGGCUUCCCGCCGGGCGUCAUCAACGUGGUGCCCGGAUCAGGCGGCGAGUGCGGUCAGGCGAUAGCUGACCACCCGCUGGUGCGCAAACUCGGCUUCACCGGCUCCACUGAGAUCGGCAAGGUCAUCAUGAAGUCGUGCGCAGAGUCCAACCUGAAGAAGGCCUCGCUCGAGCUCGGCGGCAAGUCGCCGCUCGUCAUAUUCGCCGACUGUGACAUGGACAAGGCCGUGCGCAUGGGUAUGAGCAGCGUCUUCUUCAACAAGGGCGAGAACUGCAUUGCGGCCGGCCGUCUCUUCAUCGAGGAGUCCAUCUACGACGAGUACCUGCGCAGGAUUGUCGAGGAGAUCGGCAAAAUGACGAUCGGCGACCCGCUGGACCGUUCCACGCAGCACGGCCCGCAGAACCACCUGGCCCACCUGCAGAAGCUGCUCGAGUACGUCGACAUCGGCGUCAAGGAGGGCGCGCGUCUGGUGGUCGGUGGGAAGCGCGUGGACCGGCCCGGCCUGUACAUGGAGCCCACCGUGCUGGCAGACGUCGAGGACCACAUGUUUAUCGCCAAGGAGGAGUCGUUCGGACCCAUCAUGGUCGUCUCAAAGUUCGCAGAGGGUGACGUGGAGGGUGUGGUUCGACGCGCCAAUGACACCGAGUACGGCCUGGCCUCUGGCGUGUUCACGCGCGACGUGAACCGCGCCCUGUACGUCUCGGACCGGCUCGACGCCGGCACCUGCUUCGUCAACACCUACAACAAGACGGACGUGGCCGCCCCCUUCGGUGGCUUCAAACAGUCCGGCUUCGGAAAGGACCUCGGUGAGGAGGCACUUAACGAGUACCUCAAGACCAAAACCAUCACCUUCGAGUACUGAGUCGGCGCCCGGCUGAUGACGUCCCGGUUGUGUGAUGACGUCAUGACCGUGUGAUGACGUCAUUGCUACCAACUGAAGAUCACUGCGCCGGGCGGACCUAGUUACGCCGCCAACGGACUUACAGGGUGAUUCAGAAAAGUGUCCCACAUUUGUUUUCUGAAUUAUUUAAAAACUUGGUAACGCAGACACAUGUUUAUUGCAUCAAAAGAAGCAGCAUUUCAUGGAGAUUUGUUUGGAAGCAGCCAGCAUGGCAUAACGUGACAGGUGCAGUCAGUGGAGCACGUGCUCCAGAUGGCGUCCAUUUCGCGACAGGCACAGAUCAGCCCUGUGCUUGACUUCUGCUACCACUCGGGCGCAGGUGGCAAGAGGAAUCCUGCGGACUUCACGCCCGAUGGCAGCCUUUAGAUCUUAGAGGUUUUGGGGGCUGCCUUGGUAGACGCGGCUCUUCAGAUAUCCCCAGAGGUAGAAGUCGAGCGGCGUUAGAUCCGGGGAGUGCGCCGGCCAGGGGUGCGCCGUUUUCCGGCUGAUCACGCGGGCACAGAAGUGCGUCUCCAGCCACUCGAGGGCGAUGUUGGAGGUGUGAGGCGUCGCACCGUCCUGCUGGAACCAGAAGAAGUUUAGCUGUGUCUGGUGUUGAGCUUGUAAGCGUUUCCAGAAGCGAUUGAGCGUUGUUGUGUACCGCUCUUUGGUGAUGGUGGCUGUCGAUCCGUCUUGGUUCUGGAACCAAAUGGGUCCGAUGAUGCCUUUGACGCUGAAAGCGCACCACGCCGUGACCUUUUGGCUGUGGAGUGGCUUUUCCAUCACGAUAUCAGGUCGCUCAGCGGCCCAAAUCCUGCAGUUCUGGGUGUUCACGUAGCCAUCAAGGUGAAAGUGCGCUUCAUCACUGAACCAAAUGUUCUCCAGAAAGGCUGGAUCGGAUGUGCACUUUUCAGAAAACCAUCUGGCAAAGCUAGACCGCUGCUCUUGAUCGCUUGAUGUCAACUUGUGAUGAAUAGUAACUUUAUAGGGCGUAAGUCCAAGGUCCUUUCUAGCGAUUCGCCACACAGAGCUGUAGCUACCGUUGACCUCUUGUGCGAGCUUUCGCAGUGAUUUUGAGGGGUCGUCGUUGAUAGCCGCCUGGACUUUUGCGAUGAAUUCUGAAGUUCUAGCAGAAGACUUUCUUCCACUCCGACCCUUGUUUAGGUUUCCGACCGAUCCCUCUCUCAGGAGCUGUUCACAGAGUCGAAGUAUUGUCUUUCUAUCUGGAGUUUUCCUUGUUUGAAAAUGGGCCCGAAAUUUCCGUUGCGUUAAGACGAUUGAUUUGGUCUCCCAGUAAAACUGCACGACCUUUGCUUUUUGUUCCUUACUCAAAGGCGACAUGAUUAACAGUGUUCUCACCUACUUCAAAUAAAUUUACAUUGCACGUGCUUACUUUCACAGCAAACGAAACGUGUUUGUGUCGUACCAUGCGCUUUGAAUUUGAAGAUGAAAUGUGGGACACUUUUUUGAAUCACCCGGUAUGUCAAACUACCGAAUGUGCUCACUGGCUUAGUAAAAGGUCGGGCGUGUCGAAUCGCUCAUUGACUCGGUGAAAUGUCGGGAGCCAGUGUCGCUCAGUGCCGUCGGAAAGUGCCAUCAUGCUGAUCUGAUCGGUCUCAUUGCGAGGGACGAGUGACGCGAUGAGCCCGUCACGAAAUGAACCUCUCUGGUGAUCUGAUUGAUACUUACAAACAUCCCUGGCUGUUGGGAUGUGUUUAAAGAUGUUGUAUAUAAAGGUCACUAGCGGGCCAUGCGUGCUUCCUGAAACCAUUCGGGUACUCUGGAUCAGGGUUUGACUCUGGACCUAUUUUCACCAGCGAUGGUAUCGCUAACUGUAGCUAUUUGUGGACAUAUAACAGGGAUAAAAACUGGUAUGGUGCGAAUUUUUAGGAUAUUGUGCGCACCGUGGAAGUGAUCGUUGGACCUUGUGUGUGGCCCCGUUUUAAUGGGCUGCGCAAUAUGGGUUAAAGUCGCGUGAUGCAGGCUAUUUGAGAUCUGACUUUUGUUGAUAUAUUUUUACGACGUGUGUCGUUUUCAAUGAGUGGUGCGCUAAUUUAGUGACUGUUGUUUACUACUUACAACUCUGUUGCGCUUUGCCGUGCAUGUAAAGCGCCUUCGGAGGAUCGCUUAAGUAUUCAGUCAUCUCCGUGGUAGCUCACAGUCUGAUAUCAGUAAGCACAGAGGGGUAGUGAAUUUCAAUAGUCUCUGAAUAACAAAUAGUUGUCAGACAUCUCAUGGAUGUGUGUAGGUUUGUGUUUGUUAUGGUGCUGCCAGGCGAUGGCUGAAUCUCGUCUCUGCUACGACUGCCACCGUGUGAGUUUAGACUGGGUUAAGAACUGCCGAGCCGUUAUGGGUUUAAGUCUUUUGCUCUAUCCCUGGUUGAUGUGGAAUCCAUGGUUCAGAGUAUGCUGGUCUUUGUACGUAGAGCUUUCUCCAUAUGUAAAUAAACGGAAUAUCUGGUUUA
This is a messenger RNA of Amphibalanus amphitrite, 5737 nucleotides long. RefSeq names its product cytosolic 10-formyltetrahydrofolate dehydrogenase-like. Gene Ontology annotation, molecular function: aldehyde dehydrogenase (NAD+) activity; formyltetrahydrofolate dehydrogenase activity. Bases 472 to 3255 code for a protein of 927 amino acids. Lineage: Eukaryota; Metazoa; Arthropoda; Thecostraca; Balanomorpha; Balanidae. The transcript is spliced from 18 exons. Gene Ontology annotation, cellular component: cytoplasm. Gene Ontology annotation, biological process: biosynthetic process; 10-formyltetrahydrofolate catabolic process; one-carbon metabolic process. The record is from RefSeq and is a predicted model, not a curated record.